UCACGAAAGAGCACACUUCAACGCAAUGUACAAACUUUUACGGAGUACCAAAUUCACUCAAUUAGGCAACUCAUAUCAUCAACUUCUUUAAUCUCACCUUAAUCAUAUUCCUUUUCUAUAUAAAAGCAAUCCAACUCUUUAAAACAAAGACAAAAGUAAUCCAAUCUCCUUCUUCCUUUAUCAUCAAUGGAACCCAUGAAAAUGACAAAAGUUCCAAUCUUCAAAGCAACCUCACUCUUCUCAUAUUUGAUGUUGAUGGUGUUGCACUUCCAGUUUAGUGUUGAAGGCCGCUUAUUAUUUUCUCUCUCCAAACCAAACCCCAAUGAUGCUGCUGCUUACGCUCGUUGGUUGGUUUCCCAGAGCUCUUGGGGUGUUCUCAAUACCAUUUCUCCAGAUUUAGGAGGAGCACCUUUUGGGAAUGUGGUUUCGUUUAGUGAUGGGCAGCCAGGCAAAGGUGCAGGUGUACCGUAUUUCUACUUGACAACCCUUGAUCCAACUGCAGCAAACGCCCUGAAGGACCAAAGAUCCUCAUUGGCAAUCAGUGAGUACCCAAUUGGGACUUGUGGAAAAACGGAUCCUGAAAAUCCCACUUGUGCAAAAAUUACACUUACAGGAAAGUUGAAACUGGUUGAUGCAAACUCCAAAGAAGCAGAAUUUGCAAGGUCUGCCUUGUUCGCAAAGCAUGCUGAGAUGAAAGGUUGGCCGGAGAGUCACAACUUCCAAGUCUACAAGCUAGAUAUUAAAAAUAUAUUUAUGAUUAACUGGUUUGGAGGUCCAAAACCUCUUACUGUUGAUCAAUAUUUACAAUGGAAAAUGCACAAAUUGGCAAACUCUUUGUAAAUUCAUGCAUUGCGAUUCUGUUACUGAUUCAGGCAUGUUGUUUCAAUUGUAAAUGUCAAGGGUAUAUAAAACAUUGUUUCUGAUCAAAAUUACAAUGCAAAAUGUAUAUCACUGUAUAGUGUCUGCUGUAAUUUGUAACCUGCUAAUAUGUAUGUACAUUAUGAAAGUGGUAUACACUAUCAAAUUCAUGUAAGUACUAAAUUGGGUAUACAGCAAUGUAAUGGCAAUUGGUAUAUAUUUUAGGAAAAAGAUAUUUGCAGCCCUUAGGGCUGCAUAUAAGAAGCUAAAAGUGGAAAGAAAAGACAAUAAAUAAGCAUUUAUUACACCGAUUUA
Chenopodium quinoa (quinoa) is the source of this 1173-nucleotide messenger RNA. Its product is annotated as protein CREG1-like. The record is from RefSeq and is a predicted model, not a curated record. The transcript has 6 exons. The coding region runs from base 187 to 840 and encodes 217 amino acids. NCBI's taxonomy places the organism in Eukaryota, Viridiplantae, Streptophyta, Magnoliopsida, Caryophyllales, Amaranthaceae.